CUCCCAAAGUGUUGGCUUUUAGGCAUGAGCCAUCAUACCCAGCCAUAAAAUUCCUGUCUUUCCACAGUUUGUUUAGGCUGAUUUAGGUAUGGGCUAAGGCAGGUUAGGUUAGUUAGUAAUUUUCCGUCUCUCCCAUCCAUAUCUAGGUUUUGUGAGAGUGGAGCCUGGGUCCCUUUUGUUGUCUGCUGCCCAGAGCUAACCAAGUGCCUUUCCCGUAGGACAGGUUCAAAUACCAUUUGUUGAAUGAAUCAAGUAAAUGGAAGAGUUUCUUUUCCCCAUCCAUGGCAGAAGACUGUUUGAUGUAUUCAUUCAACAAAGUUGAAUGUAUGAAAGUGUGUGAGAAUCAAAAGACAAAUCAGAUAUAGACUCUUUCCUUGAACUUCUUAGUGCCUAGUGGGAAAUUAAAGAUAUGUAUGGAAAUAGCUACUAUAGGAUAGUGUAAGGGAAAUAAUAAACAUAGUUAGAAAGGUCUAAUUUCAGUCCUACAAAGUUACCAAAUAAAGGAGAUUCUCCAUGUGAGAAGAAUGAGGUGGCCUCACUGUCCUAGGCUUGUGUGACACUUUAAGUCAGCUGGAUUUGAAUGCAUAGUGUCACAGCAUGGGUGCUGGGCUUGCAGGCCUUAAACCUGUCUCUGCAGCUGGACCCUCGCCUGUGAAAGGGUGUUGUAGGAGAAGCUGUUUGCCUGAGAUGGAUGCCUGCAAUGAGAAGAUGAUGUCACUGCAGGCCGCCGACCACACGCUGCUCACUGAGGGCCCCGUGAAACUGAAAAGAGGGUGGAGGAUGCACAAGCGCCACCUCUUCUUGUUCACUGAUGUGCUGCUUAUUUCUAACACAAAGUAUAAAAAGACAUUUAAAAUAAAACAUGAGAUACCACUGAGCAGCCUGUGGACAGCCGACUACCUGGACAAAAAAGUGAAAGGCCACACCGGUGCCGGGCAGUCCUUUAUCUUGGGCUGGCCCACGGUCAACUUCGUGGCCACCGUCAGUUCUUCGGAACUAAAGAAGCAAUGGAUCUCUUUACUGCAAAGGUAUUUUGUCAGUAUAUAUAUUUAAAAUCUUUAAUUUGUGACAGAAAAAUGCACAUCUCAGCAAAGCAGUGUCCCCAAACUAUUCCCCUUUUUCUUAAUGGAAAUUGUUAGACUAUCUUCAAAUAACAUCUUGUUUAGAUAUACCCUGUUUGCUUCUGUAAAUAAUGGACUCUCUUUUACAUGCAUGUUUUGUUUACUUUUGAGGGAGUUCUGGAUAUCACUUUCAUCCUUCCCUCCUGUCCAACUUAGGAGUUGGAGCUAAUAUUAUUCCCCAGACAUGUAUUAAAUUUCCAUAAAUGCGAGUUACUCUCCUGAGCAAUUCUCAACGCAACGGCUCCUUUCCAUCCUUGGCCCCGGGAAGGUUCUGGGCCCUCCGGUCCAGGCAGGAGUGCUUGAGAGCUGGAUCUGCUGCCCAAAUCUCACAUCACAGGGCAACCUGCUAUUUUCUGGGCUAUGUCUUAUUUUUCUGAAACAUUUUUCAUGGUUUUUCAACCCAUAAUUUGCCUUGCU
Molecule: messenger RNA, 1538 nt
Organism: Microcebus murinus (gray mouse lemur)
Lineage: Eukaryota; Metazoa; Chordata; Mammalia; Primates; Cheirogaleidae
Source: RefSeq, a predicted model, not a curated record